GCGGCACAGUCCGGACAGAGCAACCAUCAUCAUCAUCAUCAUCUUCUUCAUCCUCCUCCUCCUCCUCUCCAUCCACCCCGACAGGCUCACCAUGCUGCCCGGCUCCGCUCUGCUGCUGCUGGUCCUCGGACUCGGCUGCGCCGCGUGCUUCCAGCUGCCGCCGGAGGAAGCUGCUCCCCGCCGGGCUCGGUUCUCCUCCAACAGCCCCACUGAUGUGGCCAGAUGUAUUAACGGGGCCGUCACCGUGGGCUGUGGAUUCUUCUCCUGUCUGGAAAACUCCACCUGUGACACCGACGGGAUGCACGAACUCUGUGAACACUUCCUGAACUCUGCUGCUACCUUCAACACAGAGGGUAAAACGUUCGUCAAGAAAAGUCUGCACUGCAUCUCUCAGGGAAUCUCAGCCAAGGUUUUCCAAACUAUCCGCCGCUGCAACAUCUUCCAGAUGAUGAUCGCAGAGGUGCAAGAAGAGUGUUACACCAGUCUGGACAUCUGCACUGUGGCUCGAACCAACCCGGACGCCAUCGGAGAGGUGGUGCAGGUGCCCACUCACUUCCCCAACAGGUACUACAGCACUCUGCUGCAGGCGCUGCAGGCGUGCGACGAGCAGACGGUGGCGGCGGUGAGGACGGGCCUCAUGGCGAGGCUGGGCCCCGACAUGGAGACCUUCCUCCAGCUGGUGCAGAACAAACCGUGCGCCAGCAACUCCGGCUCGGCCGCCUACAACAACCCGUCCAGCUGGAGGAACAUGCCCGUGUUCAACAUCCAGCCGGGCUUCAAAAGCCGAGACCCCACCCACCUGUUCGCCAGGAAACGCUCUGUGGACGACACGGAGGGGCAGCGUUAAAGCCGGGCAGUAGCUAGCUAGCUAACACACACACACGCACACACAC
This is a messenger RNA of Perca fluviatilis (European perch), 893 nucleotides long. It is a transcript of the gene stc1l, whose product is annotated as stanniocalcin 1, like. The transcript has 5 exons. Gene Ontology annotation, biological process: intracellular calcium ion homeostasis. NCBI's taxonomy places the organism in Eukaryota, Metazoa, Chordata, Actinopteri, Perciformes, Percidae. Gene Ontology annotation, molecular function: hormone activity. The coding region runs from base 92 to 847 and encodes 251 amino acids. The record is from RefSeq and is a predicted model, not a curated record. Gene Ontology annotation, cellular component: extracellular region.